This is a messenger RNA of Drosophila albomicans, 2218 nucleotides long. RefSeq lists its product as uncharacterized. Lineage: Eukaryota; Metazoa; Arthropoda; Insecta; Diptera; Drosophilidae. Gene Ontology annotation, biological process: maturation of SSU-rRNA from tricistronic rRNA transcript (SSU-rRNA, 5.8S rRNA, LSU-rRNA). Bases 87 to 2132 code for a protein of 681 amino acids. Gene Ontology annotation, molecular function: RNA binding; protein binding. Gene Ontology annotation, cellular component: small-subunit processome; 90S preribosome; t-UTP complex. The transcript is spliced from 3 exons. The record is from RefSeq and is a predicted model, not a curated record.
GGUGGCAACACCAAAGUGACCACAACACGCUCUCGAAACACACGUGCAGAUGUGUUUUUAUUGAGAAUAUAAUUUAAGCUAGCAAAAUGAAGACAAAAUCAGGUACUGCGAAAGGCAAUUACUAUGUGCACAAUGUGCGCUUCUACACAAUCAAACCGCGCGGCAUUAUGGCGCUGGCCUACAGCAAAGAGAUUAAAUGUCUGGCGAUCAGCCGUGAGGAGGGAUCGAUUGAGCUGUGGGACAUGCGCUUUGCACCCUAUUUGGACCGCGUAAUAACCUUGACACCUGACUCGGAAGUCGAAGCCUUGGCCUGGGCAGGCGAUCGACUCUUCUCCGUGGACUUGGCGGGCAAGCUGAUUGAAUGGGAUUUGACUUUGUUGCAGCCACGCAUCGAACAGUCGCCCACUGGGAAUGCACUGUGGUGCCUGGACGUGAACAGCGCACUAACCGAGCUGGCUGUGGGCUCCGAGGAGGGACACAUUAAUAUUAUGAGCAUUGAGAAUAAUGAGAUCAACUACAAGCAGCUGUUCAACAAACAGGAAGGACGCGUGCUCUGCUGCAAGUUCGACAAACCGGGCAAGCGUCUAGUCACCGGCUCACUGGGUGCCGUGCGCAUCUGGAACGUGGCCAAAGGCACCACGUUGCACACAAUGACGCUGAACAAUAAAACAACUGUUGUUCAUUCGCUGCUGGUGCUGAGCAAUAAUACGAUCAUUGCUGGUGACUCCGAUGGCUAUGUGACGGUGUGGAAUGGCGCCAAUGCUACGCAAGUGGAGAGCAACAAGGUGAUGGAGGAGAAUGUGUUCACAUUGUCCAUCAACGAGACCGAGGAUCGUUUGGUUUGCAGCGGUCGAAAGCCGCCGGAUGUCUUGGUGUUCAGCAAGACGCUGAUUAAGCGUGAAGAGUCGGUCAGCGAACGUUGGAUCAAGUGCCUGAAGUACGAUGUGCAUAAACACUAUGUCAAGCAGCUGCUCGUUGUGGGCGACAACAUUAUAUCCGGAGGUGAGGAUGGCCUGCUCGUCAUUGCCUCCAUUACCGACAAGACAAUACCCUUCGAUCAGUAUGCACCAUUUCUGCCCGGUACCAUCGCCACUGGAUCACCCAGUGCUCAUCUGCUGCUGUUGCGUUACCCGCACAGCCUGCACUUGUGGAGUUUGGGCCAAACGCGUUCCAAUGCACCCAACCACAAGACGGUGGGCAAAAUACAAACGCUGCAGAUGUUCGAUACUCCGGACAAGCUGCUCGAAUUGAAUGUGAGCAACAACAAGAUGAUACAGGCUGCGGCCUUAUCUCCAGAUGGCCAAUGGAUUUGCUAUUCCACCCAGUAUGAACUCCGCCUGAGUCGCGUGCAAUUGGAACCCUUGGCGCUGGAACGUUUUACGGAGGAACUGCCCGCCGAACUUGAGGUGGCCACUCACAUUUUCUUCUCGCCAACGUCGAAGGAAAUGUUCCUCAUACACGCCGAGAGCCGACAGCUGCGUUGCUUUAAGCUGGAGGACAACCAGGUGGAUUUCUUGUACAGUGUCAAUCUGAGUGCGCAUGUCAAGUCGCCUAUACGUCUGGUGGAGAUGUCGCAUUGUGGCACAUACUUUGUGGUUGCCACCUCAGAUCGUUUAGUUGGCGUUUGGAAAAUGAACGGCAAGGAUUCGAAGCAUUUGCUGAAUUUGCCACGCUAUAAAGCGGGCACCUCAGCGCUCGCCCUGCAACAGGAUCAACCACGUCUGGUCGUUGCUUACGCCGAUGCUCGCAUUGUGGACUAUGAUCUGUCAGCGCGUCGCUUCGUCUGCGAGACAACGAACAGUUUUGUGCACGAUUCGCAGACGCAUUGCAUCAAGGGCUUGCUGUUGGAUCCACAGAAACCCAAGAUUGUGAUGGCCUACAACGAGAGCAACUUCUUCGUGCUCAAGGCGGGCGAAAGGCAGUCGAUCAGCCAGCAGGCAAAGCGAUCUAACUCUACAGUUGGCACCACAAAUCUGCUUGACUACGGAUUAGUUUCGAUGUUUUCACGCAAGCUGCUGAUCUUUGCAUCGCACUUUGGCAACAAGGAGUUGCUCACCGUUAGCAUACAACGUAAAAAUCUGUUGUCAUUGCUGCCUCCUCCAUAUGUGGCCAAGAAAUUCGGCAAGGCGUAGAUGGAUUAAUUUCGUAGUAGUUUCCUUUUAUACUUGUAAGCGAAUACUUUGUAAAUGUAACAACACAGAACUGUUUAAACACAAAA